AUGGAGAAUCGCCGACCACUGAACGUAGCAGUCAUCGGCGUCGGCCAGAUGGGCAUCAGCCACGCUCUAGCCUACCACCACAAUCCAGGCUUCGAGAUCAUCGCUCUUGUCAACCGAAGUCCCAUCAAACACCUCCCGGAAGAGCUAAAGAUUUACAAAAUUUUCGACGAUAUACAAGAGGCCCUCUGCCUCACGCCAGAUGUAGUAUCGAUUAACACACACAUGGCGACACAUGCCAAAUACGCCGUGACCGCGAUGGAAGCCGGCGCCCACGUCUUCGUGGAGAAACCGUUAGCUGCGACGGUCGCAGAAGCAGAGAAUGUCGUGAACGUCGCACGCCGCACAAAUCGAAAGUUAGUGAUCGGGUAUAUCCUUCGACACCAUCCCAGCUGGGUGGAAUUCAUUCGACAAGCCAGACAGCUCGGUCCGCCCUUCGUAAUGCGAAUGAAUCUGAACCAGCGAUCAACAGGCGAAGCAUGGAAUAUCCAUAAACGACUCCUUCAAGACGCGAAGAAUCCUGUCGUUGAUUGCGGUGUCCAUUAUUUGGACGUCAUGCUUCAAAUUACCGAUAGCAAGCCGGUUCAGGUUCGUGGUAUGGGUCUUGCUCUCAGCGAUGAAAUCCCGGCUGGCGAUCAGGUUAAUUAUGGGCAUUUGCAGGUUCUUUUCGCGGAUGGUUCGGUCGGCUGGUAUGAAGCGGGCUGGGGUCCGAUGAUUUCUGAGACUGCGUAUUUUGUCAAAGAUGUGAUCGGUCCAAGGGGGUCCGUCUCGAUCGUCAUGGAUGAGGGGAAGUGGCAGCUGCCGGUGGCUCGGCUGAUGUAG
Molecule: messenger RNA, 819 nt
Organism: Penicillium manginii
Lineage: Eukaryota; Fungi; Ascomycota; Eurotiomycetes; Eurotiales; Aspergillaceae
Product: Gfo/Idh/MocA family protein
Exons: 1
Coding region: 1-819 (272 amino acids)
Molecular function (GO): nucleotide binding
Source: RefSeq, a predicted model, not a curated record